AGCUAAACCACGCGGAUACUCCAAAAUUUUACUUCAAUUCCGCUCCCCAAAGCCCCAAAACUUUGUCUUCCUUUCCUUUCCCCAUCUGAAUUUGUUUCUUUUUUGGUCCAACUCAUUCAAAUUGGGGAUUCCUUGACAGCUUGGUCAUGGAAACCCCUCUACCUUUCACACUUGCAACACAAAUCCACUUCCCAUUCACGGGAUAGCCUACCGCUACCUCCCCAUUUCGCCAUUUUCUCUCUAUCCCCCCCCCUUUUCCCUAUUCCCAUUCUCCCUGUUCUGCAGCCGCUCAGUUGAAGGCCUUCUUUUGAGCUAACUGUUCAUGGGGUCCUGCCUUAGUGCCAGGAUUAAAGCCGAGAGCCCUCUUCACAUUGGGUUGAGCUUCAAGUCUGCAAGAGAUGGAAAUGAUAAGGGCAAUUCAAUCAGCAAGUCCUCAUCUGUCUCCACUCCUCGGACUCCUCGAACAGAGGGCGAGAUCUUGCAGUCCUCCAACUUGAAAAACUUCACCUACAAUGACCUUAAAACUGCCACCCGAAACUUCCGACCCGACAGUGUCCUGGGUGAGGGCGGGUUUGGUUCUGUCUUUAAAGGGUGGGUUGACGAGCAGUCCUUUGCAGCUACCAAGCCAGGAACUGGGUUGGUCAUUGCUGUUAAAAGGCUCAACCAGGAAGGCUUUCAGGGUCACAGAGAAUGGCUGACAGAAAUUGACUACCUAGGACAGCUGCAUCAUCCUAAUCUUGUGAGAUUGAUUGGAUUUUGCUUAGAGGAUGAACAUCGACUUCUUGUUUAUGAAUUUAUGCCUCGGGGCAGCUUAGAAAAUCAUCUAUUUAGGAGUAAGCUAUUCACUUAUUCUACUUGUAUACCUACUUGUUUACUUAGAUUCUCAUUUUAUCUGUCUGGGGUAUCAGGGAGUGCUCACUUUCAGCCUCUAUCAUGGAGCCUCCGAUUGAAAGUUGCCCUUGGUGCUGCUAAAGGUCUAGCUUUUCUACACAGUGAGGAAGCGAAAGUAAUAUAUCGGGACUUCAAAAGUUCGAAUAUUCUGCUCGAUUCGGAUUAUAAUGCAAAACUCUCUGAUUUUGGAUUAGCUAAGGAUGGGCCUACCGGUGAUAGAAGCUAUGUUUCUACUCGGGUAAUGGGAACAUAUGGCUAUGCAGCUCCUGAAUAUAUGAUCACAGGUCAUUUGACUGCCAAGAGCGACGUGUAUAGUUUUGGAGUUGUUCUUCUCGAAAUCUUAUCAGGGAAACGAGCUAUAGACAAAAACCGACCAUCGGGAGAACACAGUCUUGUGGAAUGGGCCAAACCUUACCUCACUAGCAAAAGAAGAGUUCUCCAAAUGCUGGAUACACGCAUCGAAGGCCAAUAUUCUACUGCAGGAGCACUGAAAGCAGCUAAACUUGCGAUUCAAUGCAUAUCAACCGAACCCAAGUUAAGACCAAACAUGAACUCAGUGGUGAAAGCAUUGGAACAACUUCAGGAUUCCAUUGAAACAAGUGGAGCCAAGGGGGGUCCUAUAACCGAACCCGUAAACAAAUCCAGUCAAGGCAGUGACACCACAAAUAACAAAGCUGUUUCUUAUCCUAGACCAUCUGCUUCAAUACUAAAUCUAUAGAAACCGAGACGAAAGAACGUCUGGUGAACCGGCUAACAUUUCGACCGAACCCGAAAGGUAAAGAUGGUAUUUGGAUGACCAACUCAUUGUGUACUGAAACACUGUACAGUUUCCUUUUGCUCAAUUGUCCCCAGAAUCAGUUCCCCCAUCCAUCCCUUUUGUGUUUUUCUGUUCUGGCUUGAUUAGAAUAAGAUAUGAUUCCACUAAGAUGAGGCAUUAUAAGCUUUUAAAACGCUUAUUUCAAACA
This is a messenger RNA of Cucurbita pepo subsp. pepo (vegetable marrow), 1856 nucleotides long. Its product is annotated as receptor-like cytoplasmic kinase 176. Gene Ontology annotation, biological process: protein phosphorylation. The record is from RefSeq and is a predicted model, not a curated record. Gene Ontology annotation, molecular function: protein kinase activity; ATP binding. Lineage: Eukaryota; Viridiplantae; Streptophyta; Magnoliopsida; Cucurbitales; Cucurbitaceae.